Diaporthe amygdali is the source of this 1593-nucleotide messenger RNA. Its product is annotated as mfs sugar transporter. The transcript is spliced from 3 exons. Gene Ontology annotation, cellular component: membrane. Gene Ontology annotation, biological process: transmembrane transport; carbohydrate transport. The coding region runs from base 1 to 1593 and encodes 530 amino acids. Gene Ontology annotation, molecular function: carbohydrate:proton symporter activity. NCBI's taxonomy places the organism in Eukaryota, Fungi, Ascomycota, Sordariomycetes, Diaporthales, Diaporthaceae. The record is from RefSeq and is a predicted model, not a curated record.
AUGUCGACGCCGACGCCAAUCGAGGUGUCCAAUUCCGGCGUGACUAACGUCCACCGCAACGAUGCCCUCGAGGCUGAGAAGCUUGGCGUGGAUGUGGAGGAGGUUGUUGUUACUCGAAUUUCCGAGGAAGAUCUGGUACGAAUCUCACGUGAAUGCCUGGAUAUCCACUCUGCAACAGGCUAUCGCAUUGCUUUGAUUACGCUCGUCAUGGGCUUCAAUAUGGCUGGUGGUGCUAUCCUGGGCACCAUCAACGGCCUUAUGACCAUUGGAAACUUCUGUGGUGCACCUUUGCUCGCACUAGGAGACGUCAUCGGUCGACGAGGUGUAAAUUUCGCAGGCAACGUGAUCGUCAUCAUCGCUGCUCUUCUGCAAGGCCUAGCGCCUAACCUUGCCGCCCUCAUGGUUGGCCGAUUCCUCCUUGGCUUCGGUUCUUCAAUGGCAUCGGCGCCUCAGUAUGUUGCAGAGAUCGCGCCCAUGCAUCUUCGUGGACGACUAGUCGGCUUCUUCGGCACAUUCUUCCAAUUUGGGUCUGUCAUAAUGAUCGGUGCUAUGACAGGUUUUACAAAAUGCUUGAAGCAGCAUGCUGAGUCAGAGAGAAUAGGGAACAAUAACUACCAGUGGCGCAUCCCACUGAUCCUGGAAGCCCUUUUCCCCUUGCUCGUCUGUAGCACUAUCUACUUCUUAUGCCCCGAGUCUCCCCGUUAUCUCAUCCUCAAGGGUCGGCGAGAAGAAGCGCGAAGAGUUAUUGCCAAAUAUAUGACGACUCACAACGACGUCGACGCCCCUAUUGUCCCAUUGAUCAUGCAGCAGAUGGAAGAGUCCAUCGAGUCGUCCCGGACGGGCAAAUGGGCCGCAUACGACUACCGAGUCUUCUUCACCAAGGCCGUCGGCUAUCGGACCUUCGUGUUGAUCCUCUACUCAAUCUUCCAACAAUGGAAUGGCGGCGCAAUCAUCUCGUACUACCUCUCGCCCGCGCUAGACACGAUUGGCAUCACCGCGGCAGUGGACCAACUAGGCAUAAAUUUGGGCUCCACAAUGGUUUAUUUCGUUUUUGAGUUCGUGGGCGCCUUCCUUGUCGAUAUCUUCCGUCGACGGACGCUCAUCUUCGCUGGCCUGAUUACCUUCAUCCUUUGUCAGUUCGCGGCAACAAUCACAAGCUGGCAAUAUUCGCUUCACGAGUCGCAUGCCGCGGCCGUCUUGACCGUCGUCUGGAUCUUCAUUUACCAGGUAUGCAGCGCAUCGCUGAUCGCGACCAUGCACAAUCUUUACCCUGUCGAGAUCCUGUCACUCCCGCUUCGAGCCAAGGGGAUGGGUUUCUACAACAUGGUCCAAGGUGCUGCUGGUGUGGUGCAGAACUAUGGAAUCAGCGUGGGUAUCCAAAAGGUUGGGUACAAGAUCUGGGUUGUCUACAUCGUGUACAACACUCUGCAACUAAUUGCGGCUUAUUUUGUCUUCCCAGAGACGAGUAAGCUGAAUUUGGAAGAGAUUGACACUAUAUUCGAGACACCGGGGUCCAAUCCGGUCAAGCUGAGUUUGAAGAUUGAGAAAGCGAGGGAAGAGAAGGAGAGGCUAGAAAGGGAAAGUGGUGCCUGA